Messenger RNA from Morus notabilis, 507 nucleotides. Its product is annotated as putative lipid-transfer protein DIR1. Gene Ontology annotation, biological process: systemic acquired resistance. Gene Ontology annotation, molecular function: fatty acid binding. The transcript has a single exon. NCBI's taxonomy places the organism in Eukaryota, Viridiplantae, Streptophyta, Magnoliopsida, Rosales, Moraceae. The coding region runs from base 69 to 371 and encodes 100 amino acids. The record is from RefSeq and is a predicted model, not a curated record.
AUAUUAUAAGAAAUUUAUUAUAUAUAAAUAUAUAUAUAUACAAACAAUUAUAUUAUUGCUGGAUCAAUAUGGAGGCUUCUCCAAGGUUUAAAAUAGUAGCUUUUCUCCUCUUGGUUAGCAUUGUCCAGCUCUCCAAUGCCCAAACCAUUUGCAAAGUCCCAAUCAAUGGCCUCAUGUCCUGCAAGCCGGCCGUGACCGCUCCGAACCCUAAGCCGCCGUCCACCACUUGCUGCGCGGCGCUGACGAACGCCGACCUCAACUGCCUCUGCUCAUACAAGAACUCACAGCUGCUGCCCUCCCUCGGAAUCGACCCGAAUCUUGCCAUGCUGCUUCCUCAGAAGUGCAGACUUUCCCAUUCGGCCAAUUGCUAGACAAAAAUCAUGUAUUUGUGUACAAGAAAUAAAGUGUAAAGUUGCUCAAACUUGAAAAAUGCUUAAAUUCUCCUAAGCAUUCCAAGUUGCUAGCUUCUUUAUAUAUUUAAAUUAUGCGGAUCGUAAGCAUUUUAAA